Messenger RNA from Antechinus flavipes (yellow-footed antechinus), 1584 nucleotides. It is a transcript of the gene DDX39A, whose product is annotated as DExD-box helicase 39A. The coding region runs from base 152 to 1435 and encodes 427 amino acids. Gene Ontology annotation, biological process: mRNA splicing, via spliceosome; mRNA export from nucleus. Gene Ontology annotation, molecular function: RNA helicase activity; ATP binding; RNA binding. The transcript is spliced from 11 exons. Lineage: Eukaryota; Metazoa; Chordata; Mammalia; Dasyuromorphia; Dasyuridae. The record is from RefSeq and is a predicted model, not a curated record.
UGGGAAGUUUGGAGGUGGUGCACCAACUUUAGGAGGAAGAGAAAGAAGAAGGAAGGCGGUUUCCGCUCGAGCGCGAGAUCUUGCCUUAGUUAACUCUUGGCUUGGAACGUGGGUAGGUACCCGGGAAGAAGCGUUUAACUUAGAGGACGGAAUGGCUGAACAAGACGUAGAAAAUGAACUGCUUGAUUAUGAAGAGGAUGAGGAGCCCCAGCCCAUGACAGAGAGCACGCCCACCCCUGCUAAGAAGGACGUGAAGGGCUCUUAUGUCUCCAUUCAUAGCUCAGGCUUCAGGGAUUUCCUUCUGAAGCCAGAGCUCCUGAGGGCUAUUGUGGACUGUGGCUUUGAACAUCCAUCUGAAGUCCAGCAUGAAUGUAUUCCCCAAGCCAUAUUGGGAAUGGAUGUCUUGUGCCAAGCCAAGUCUGGAAUGGGCAAGACUGCAGUCUUUGUGUUGGCUACCCUGCAGCAGAUCGAGCCUGUGGAUGGACAGGUAACCGUUCUUGUCAUGUGCCACACUCGGGAGUUGGCCUUCCAGAUCAGUAAGGAGUAUGAGCGCUUCUCCAAGUAUAUGCCCAGUGUCAAGGUCUCUGUGUUCUUUGGUGGCCUCUCGAUCAAGAAAGAUGAAGAUGUUCUGAAGAAGAACUGCCCUCAUGUAGUGGUGGGGACGCCUGGCCGGAUUCUGGCCUUAGUACGCAACAAGAGUCUCAAUCUGAAAAACGUGAAGCACUUUGUACUCGAUGAGUGUGACAAGAUGCUGGAACAGCUUGACAUGCGCCGGGAUGUUCAGGAGAUCUUCCGCUUGACACCCCAUGAGAAGCAGUGCAUGAUGUUCAGUGCCACGCUGAGUAAGGAGAUAAGACCCGUCUGCAGAAAGUUCAUGCAGGAUCCAAUGGAAGUUUUUGUGGACGAUGAGACAAAAUUGACACUGCACGGACUACAGCAGUACUAUGUGAAGCUUAAGGACAGCGAGAAAAACAGAAAACUCUUUGAUCUCUUGGAUGUGCUGGAGUUUAACCAGGUGGUGAUCUUUGUGAAGUCAGUGCAGCGCUGUGUAGCGUUGGCUCAGCUCCUAGUAGAACAGAACUUCCCCGCCAUUGCCAUCCACAGAGGCAUGGCUCAGGAGGAGAGAUUAUCACGAUACCAACAGUUCAAGGAUUUUCAGCGGCGGAUCCUGGUGGCCACCAAUCUCUUUGGCCGAGGCAUGGAUAUUGAGCGGGUCAAUAUAGUCUUCAAUUAUGACAUGCCCGAGGACUCCGAUACCUACCUGCACCGGGUGGCCAGGGCUGGCCGGUUCGGUACCAAGGGCUUGGCUAUCACUUUUGUCUCUGACGAGGGGGACGCCAAGAUCCUUAAUGAUGUUCAGGACCGGUUUGAAGUGAAUGUGGCAGAGCUGCCCGAGGAAAUCGACAUCUCCACAUACAUUGAACAAAGUCGAUAACCAAGAGCCACAGACGGGACCAUCAGGGUGACCCCUGCCUCCGUUUGCUGCUUUUAAUGUUUUCUUUGCUAAGUGACGACGGGUAUCACAACUAUUUUUACUGUUUUAAAGCUGUAGAUUUGUGUAAGAAUAAACUUUUAUUACAAAAA